ACCAACACAGUGACAUAGCAACGCGGUCUGGCGGACAUCUUGGAAAGAGCACUGCACAAUCAGUGUUGUGUUGACGCCUAAAGGGAAUACUGGCCACAUUCUGACAGGCAGCGAUGGAAGACUCUAUUUACGCACUUCUCCCUCAGGAGGAGAUAAAGGAGGAGAAGCAAAAAAGAUAUACCUCGAAAUUUAGACACAUGGUAAAGGAGGAAUAUACAAGUGGCCGUGGCAAGUACCGCACUAUGGGGCUAGCCAAGGAACCAGUGCCUUCAACAGAUGAUUUUUUGAAGAAGCAUGAGAAAGAGCCGGUCUUGCCUACAAAGGAACCUUUUAAGUAUCCUGAUGAAGACUUCCGACGGCCACCAGUUCCAAAAGUGAAUGACAAACCUCUGAUGGGCCUUAAAACCACGAAAAACUUUAUCACCACAAAUGCAGUGGAGGCAAUUACAGCAGUUCCCAGCAAACCAAAGAAGAAAUUUGUAGAUACACGUCAUGGAGAUGCCCACAAUCUUGUGCCUUCAGGCCUGGAACCAGUCUAUGUCCACAAGAAGGAAUAUGGAGAAGUACCAGUCUACCUGGAUAAGCGAAAGAAAGAGAUGAAAAGGGCACAGGAAGAAUAUGAUGCUUACAUUGCUGAAUAUUACCAACGUGGUGCCUUGCGGAGGUUAACUCAAGAGGAAAUGCAAACCAUUAUCAAUGGUCUGAAGGCUAACUGGGAGCACAUCUACACACAGUACCAGAGCCUCUCAGUUGUCACAGACACCACUCCCAAGAAGAAUCGCAAGGAGCGAAUGGAAGGACAAAUGAAGCAGCUGGAAAAGGACAUUGAACUAUUUGAAAAGCACCCAGUAAUUUACAUUGCCAACUAGACAAGUCGUUCUAUUAUCUAGCUUUGACAAGGUCUUGAUUCGACUCCCUUUCUGAGACAAGUCAUUUGUGAUAGUUAAGGGAGGCAAACAGUGUUGAGGGACCUUUCAUGUGGCAUGGAGUUUGUAUGAGGAAUAUGGAUUGUGAGAAUGGAUUUUUCAUGGUUUUUGCAGACAUGAAAGGAAUUUGAGGUUCCUAAUAAUCUGGAAAUCAUCUUAAGCACACCUACCAUUUCUACUGGAGUAUUAGUACUUUGCUAACAUUGUCUGUCACAAAGAUGUGUAGCUAAGGUCAACAACAAAACUUUAGUCCCAAGAGUAGCUCAUAAAUAUAUAUUUUAUUUACUCUUGUGUGUAAAAGAAGAACAAAAGGAGAGAUGAUUAUCUUAUACAUAUCAUUGUUAAAGUUUUUUUUAUACAAAACUCUUUUAAAUAAAUCUCAUGUUCAUUUUGCAUAACACAGGUAAUUUUGUAGGUGAACUGCGAGAAAUAUUUCCGUCUUUGUCACAUAAGAAAGAAAUAUUACGAUUUUGUAAACUUGUACAACCUUAUUUCCAGUAAAGUUAGCUACACUA
Molecule: messenger RNA, 1441 nt
Organism: Pomacea canaliculata
Lineage: Eukaryota; Metazoa; Mollusca; Gastropoda; Architaenioglossa; Ampullariidae
Product: enkurin-like
Exons: 4
Coding region: 114-869 (251 amino acids)
Cellular component (GO): acrosomal vesicle
Molecular function (GO): calmodulin binding
Source: RefSeq, a predicted model, not a curated record